AUGAGAUUAUUUCAUCGAGUUAUCGAUCAUUCUUUACUGACAGCUGAAAUGGAACAAUUUUUAAAAGAACAAGCAUUUUUUGAUAUUUGUAAACUAUAUGAAGAACGAUUUGGGGAACAAUAUCGUCCAUUACCAAGAGUGAAAAUCUGUGUUAUUUCAAUCUAUGCAUAUUGGGAUGAAACACAUUUUACGUUUUCAGCAAAAUCAUCGACUAACUCUUAUGAAAAUCCAUUUGCAUUUACUGAAGCCGAUAUUAUUCUUGAUGGAAAUUCGCUUGAUUUAUGUAAGAAAUUUAUGAAAGAAAUGUUGUCAAAAAUUCCUAUUAAUGAUUAUUAUCGCAAAUCCAAUAAAAUCGAUCUCAGUACACAAGCUAUAAGGAGACUAAAAAAAUCUUAUGAACGAUUUUUAUACAUGACAACUAAAUAUCUACCAACAAAUGGAUAUUCUUUUAUACAUCCAACAUAUACUGCAAUAUGA
Molecule: messenger RNA, 477 nt
Organism: Rotaria sp. Silwood2
Lineage: Eukaryota; Metazoa; Rotifera; Eurotatoria; Philodinida; Philodinidae
Source: the annotation of a GenBank genome assembly